AUGUCAUGGCUAUUCUCAUCGACUGCGCCUGCGGAAGGCUCAGCAGCGACAACGACUGGCUCGUCAGCAAGUGAUCUGCUCCAUGUACCGGCAGAGAGGGCACCGGCGGCCGAGCUGUUCGGUCCACUCGUGCCAGAGGACACAGAAUGGCUACAAGGAGGCGGCUUCAUCACAGAGACUCAGAUCUGGUACGGAACAACACCAUCCGGUGGACUGGUCAUGAUCCAGAUCAUCCACUCCGGUGUAGGCAUGUGGUACCCCCAAAUCCAGUUCACCUUCAGAUAUUUCGAUCCUUCUGCUAACCCGCCCAUCAAGAUCUGGAAGUCUGUCAACGUCACCAACUUUGUCGUGCCCGCUCCGGCAGGCACGAACAAGGUCAUCAAGCCUGACAGAAGGAGCUGCAAAUCCGAUCAAUUCAGCAUCACCGUGGAUCCGGACCAACCCAACACAUACAAGAUCGAAGGAACCUACGACAAGGAUGUCCAAGUCUCUCUUGAGUACACGCGCGCAGCCGGCGUGCCCGGCUGGAAGCUCGGCGCCGGACCUCAGGGCGGCAUGACUUACUUUGGCGCGCUCAAGUCUGCAAAACCAACGGGCAGCAAGCUGCCAGACACGACGAGCGGCACGGAUGGCUUUGCCGUGCAUCGCUUCUGGCCGCGUUGUCACGUCAAGGGCAUCGUCAGAACAGGCAAGGAGAUCGCAGAUCUGUCAGGCAGCACGGGCAUGUUUGUGCAUGCCAUCCAGGGCAUGCGCCCUAACCUCGUCGCCGCGCGAUGGAACUUUGCCAACUUUCAGUCACCAGCUUCGAGCGAUCCCGAUCAAUCUGUCUCUCUGACCAUGAUGGAGUUCACCACCACGUCUUAUUAUGGCACUCAAAAAGUCAAUAUUGGUUCUGUCGUCGUCGGCGACAAGCUGAUCGCCGUCACUGCCGGUUCACGCGACGGCAAAGCAGGCUCGAGUGCGACUCACUUGGAAGCCGUCGUCGAUCAGGAGACAUCCUACUCGGUCCCGCAAUCCAUCAGAUUCGAUUGGGCAGGCCCUCUGAUCGACUCGCCAAGCUCGGUUGCGCAGGCAGAGAUCCUGCUGGAACUAGACCCACUCGCUCAGUCCAAGGGCAAGUACGAAGGCAAGGGUUUGAUCGAGAAGGUCGACGUGCUUGCAGAGAUCCCGUAUCUCGUCAAAAAGGUCAUCAAUGUCGUGGCAGGUACUAAGCCUUAUAUCUAUCAAUGGCUCAAUCCCGUCACAGCAAAGAUUACGAUCCCCAGCACGACCGAGACGGGCUCGACAAGGGAGCUCACCGUUGACGGCGUACUGUUCAACGAGGCGACCUGGAUCAGCUGA
This is a messenger RNA of Mixia osmundae IAM 14324, 1341 nucleotides long. RefSeq lists its product as uncharacterized. The record is from RefSeq and is a predicted model, not a curated record. Bases 1 to 1341 code for a protein of 446 amino acids. Gene Ontology annotation, biological process: response to oxidative stress. Gene Ontology annotation, cellular component: cytoplasm. NCBI's taxonomy places the organism in Eukaryota, Fungi, Basidiomycota, Mixiomycetes, Mixiales, Mixiaceae. The transcript has 3 exons.